AGAACUUUGGUGAAACGGCUUUCCCGAAUCAGCAGCCAAGCUACAGUGGGACUCCGCAGAGAUGCAGCUGUCUUUGACGCAACCAAGUUCCUGGAUACUGCUCCUACUACUGGUGACCAGCUUGUUAUUGUGGAAGAAUGUUGCAUCAGUGCCCAUGUGUGCAAUGAGGAAUGCUCGUUGCUUUAUGUUCUUUGAAGACACAUUUGAAUUAGCCGGCAGUUUGUCUCAUAAUAUCAGUAUAGAAGUUUCAGAACUGUUCACUGAAUUUGAAAAACAUUAUUCUAAAGUGCCUGGGCUCAGAGACAAAAGCCCCAUGAGAUGCCAUACUUCUUUCCUCCCAACUCCAGAAAACAAGGAACAAGCCAGGCACACACACUAUGAAGCUCUUCUGAAAUCAGGAGACAUGAUUUUGGAUGCCUGGGAAAGCCCUCUGGAUGAUCUAGUGAGUGAACUAUCUGCCAUAAAAAAUGUCCCUGAUAUAAUCAUCUCCAAAGCCACAGACAUAAAGAAAAAGAUCGACGCAGUUCAGAAGGGAGUUAAUUCCCUCAUGAGCACCAUGCUUCAGAAUGGAGAUGAAGAAAAGAAGAACCUUGCCUGGUCCAGACUGCCACUCUUGCAAUCUGACAAUGAAGAUGCUCGCAUUCGUUCUUCAUAUGGCAUGAUCAGCUGCCUAGACAAUGACUUUAAGAAGGUUGAUAUUUAUCUCAAUGUCCUGAAGUGUUACAUGUUAAAAAUAGAUAACUGCUGAUACUUCUUCCAUUUGCUCUGCUUCUGAAAUAUCAUGUAGCAUCCUUUAAAUUUGUAUCUUUUGAAUUUGUUGUUGACUCAUUUAAAAAUAAAAAGUGGCUCUCAGAAAUAUAAAA
Messenger RNA from Mus caroli (Ryukyu mouse), 863 nucleotides. Its product is annotated as prolactin-2C5. Gene Ontology annotation, biological process: positive regulation of receptor signaling pathway via JAK-STAT; positive regulation of cell population proliferation; response to nutrient levels. The record is from RefSeq and is a predicted model, not a curated record. Lineage: Eukaryota; Metazoa; Chordata; Mammalia; Rodentia; Muridae. Gene Ontology annotation, cellular component: extracellular region. Gene Ontology annotation, molecular function: prolactin receptor binding; hormone activity.